AUGGUUGCGCCGGCGGUGCCUGAAAUCAUUGAAGAUGAUGAAAUCGGACUCGCUGUUGACGCCCGCACAGAAAGUCUACCAGGACUUCGCGAAUUGGGACCUCCCGAUCUUGUUCACCUCGUCAAGCAGAGUGUCAAAGCUGGCAACAAGCAAACUGGCGUUUACCAUCAUGUCACCGGCGUCGACGCAUCCUCCUCUGCAAGCUUGGCCGCGUACGUCAAUACCUUGACAUUCAAUCCUGUCGACAGAUCGCACAAGGUGGUUUCAGGGCUCUACUGCUGCUACAAUGCUUUUUCGCAUCUAGACAUGCGGGUGGAGGUCAAAAUCCCGGGCAGCGUGGAGAGUUACUGUGUGGACGAAAGGGGGGACAGAAGAGUCGCGACAGAGAAUCUCUGGCUAGAGACAUUUCUCUGCGCGGUGUUGCGGGCAUAUUCGUAUUCAGACAAUGGCAGCGGUGACACGAUAAAGAAGAUCAUUGGCGUCAGAAGAUUCAAUCCGAUCAUUAACACCGAGUUGGAGCACCGAUUCUUCGAAGCUGCCGAGAGACUGUUUUUCAGUGGCCGUCAACUUGGCUCGGACCCGGAAAUUCAGAUCCCCAAUGUGGUCUCAAACCAUCUUACAGCAGGACUCUUGAAAUACAUACGAACAACGGGACGAUUUGCGUCAGGCAUCAAUUUGUUCGAGAAGCUACGGACAAAGGACGUGGAAGUAUCGUCGUUGCUGGCCCGGGUACUGCUGGAUGGAGACGAAGAGAUCCAAGCCGUCCGUCUGCUGCAUGAUUCAUUACAGGAUGUGCCUAUGGAUUACGCACUUCUUGACUGUCAAGCCGCCUUCUGCCAGAGCAAAGGCGAGGGCGAAAUGGCUUUGGAAUUAGCCAAGCAAGGAGUCACAGCAGCUCCCAGUGAAUUCAGCACCUGGGCUCGAUUGGCAGAGGUUUAUGUUGACCUAGAGCAGUGGGAUCUGGCUCUGCUUACCUUGAACUCCUGCCCCAUGUUCUCAUACCAGGAUAAGGAUUCACCUAGGAUGCCUGAACCAAGUCGCGUGCUCCUGCCGAUCUUACCAGAGAGCGCACUAGACGAGAUCGACGAGGGACAGCCCAGGCAAGGAGAGCCAUAUGAUCAAGUUCAUGUUUCGUUACGAAAACUGCAGGCAGCCACGUAUCAGGGGACCUUUUUGAAGGCAUACAGCUUGCUAACACGAAUCGCUGCAGCUAUCGGAUGGGACACAUUACUGAAGACGCGCAGUCAGGUCUUUGUGAUGGAAGAAGAGUACCGGUCCGAAAAGCAGCACCAGGUGACUCCGAAGAUACCCACUAGCAAGAAUGCUAGCACAAUCGCCCUGUCCGGGACACCGAAUGGCUACUCGAAAAGAAAGGAAAAUGGAGCAGAUGAAGACGACGAAUCGGACGACGCCUCUGAUGUAGAAGAGCCAAAGAAGCUCGACGAGGAGAAGAUUCUUGAUGAAUCUUCCUCUACUGCGCCCACUCUAAACGGCGGCGUUGACGGAAAAAACGAGAACGCAGAGAUCAAGGCGCACCGAUCAAUGGAGAAACCAGUGCCGACGAUUGCAGCGGAGGAAGUCAAGUCGGGCAGUGAUGAGCCAGACACGUCUCAUACACAUUAUCCACAAUUCCAGAACAAACGCCUGUGUGAGAGGUGGCUCGACAAUCUCUUCAUGGUGCUGUAUGAAGACCUCCGGAUCUACACGAUAUGGCGAACGGAAAUGGGACAAUACCGCCAACAACAAAUGCAGUACAAGAAAUCAGCAGCGGAGUGGGAGAUCCUGGGAGACCUUGCUGAGCGGCUGCAUCAUACAAACGAGGCAUUGGAAGCAUAUCAGCAAUGUUUGAACAUCCGGUUCUCACCCAAGGCUAUGAGAGGUAUCCUGCGAAUGUACGAGAAGAAAGGUGACACGAGGAACAUACUGGCAUGCCUAAUUCGACUGACCACCUGGCAAUACCGGUGGUACUCAGAGUUUUCGCCCGAACUCUUCUACUCGAUACGGAAGCUCAUUGAGGAGGAAGGGGCUGUCAAGAUCCGCUCCAUCGUACAAAGCACCAACCUCCCACAACAUGUCCUAGAUCUGACUCACGAAUAUUGUCGCUUGUGUGUCACUUUUAGGAGCAGUGGCACGGAUGGAUGA
Cladophialophora psammophila CBS 110553 is the source of this 2142-nucleotide messenger RNA. RefSeq lists its product as uncharacterized. The transcript is spliced from 3 exons. The coding region runs from base 1 to 2142 and encodes 713 amino acids. Lineage: Eukaryota; Fungi; Ascomycota; Eurotiomycetes; Chaetothyriales; Herpotrichiellaceae. The record is from RefSeq and is a predicted model, not a curated record. Gene Ontology annotation, cellular component: exomer complex. Gene Ontology annotation, molecular function: protein binding. Gene Ontology annotation, biological process: Golgi to plasma membrane transport.